UGAAAUAAAUGCCCGGCUUGAUGCUGUUUCUGAAAUUCUCCUGUCAGAAUCCAGUGUGUUUGAUCAGAUUCGAAAUCUUCUUUGUAAGCUACCAGACAUAGAGAGAGGCCUCUGCAGUGUUUUUCACAAAAAGUGCUCAACCCAAGAGUUCUUCUUGAUAGUCAGCACCUUGUCUCGCCUGCACUCGGAAAUUCAAGCUCUUGUUCCAGCCAUACAUUCUCAUGUGAAAACUCCUCUAUUACAAAAUGCACUGUUGGAAAUCCCAGAACUUCUCUCCCCAGUAAAACAUUAUUUAAAGAUCCUUAAUGAAGAAGCAGCCAAGACUGGAGACAAAACCCAGUUGUUCAAGGACCUUACCGACUUCCCUGUUAUCAGAAAGAAAAAGGAGGAGAUCCAGGAUGUGCUUUCUAAAAUCCAAUUGCAUCUGCCAGAUAUUCGUAAAGAGAUUAAGAAUCCUUCAGCAGAGUAUGUGACAGUUUCUGGACAAGAGUUUCUGAUUGAAGUCAAGAAUUCCCAUAAAUCAUCUGUGCCAUCUGACUGGGUCAUGAUUAGUAGCACAAAAGCUGUCAGCCGUUUCCACGCUCCUUUUAUUAUAGAAAAUUACAGACAUCUGAAUCAGCUCCGGGAGCAGCUAGUCCUUGACUGCAGUGCUGAAUGGCUAAACUUUUUAGACCAUUUUAGUGAACAUUAUCACCCUGUGUCUAAAGCAAUCGGUCACCUAGCAACUGUCGACUGUCUGUUCUCAUUGGCCCAGGUGGCCAAACAAGGAGACUAUUGCAGACCGAUUCUGCAAGAUAGUCGUCAAGAAAUAAUUAUAAAAAAUGGGAGGCACCCUGUGAUUGAUGUACUGCUGGGGGAGCAGGAUCAGUAUGUUCCAAAUACCACUAACCUUUCAGGAGAUGGUGAAAGGGUGAUGAUAAUAACUGGACCCAACAUGGGAGGAAAGAGCUCCUAUAUAAAGCAAGUUGCAUUGAUCACAGUCAUGGCACAAAUUGGCUCUUACGUUCCUGCAGAGGAGUCAACAAUUGGUAUUGUGGAUGGUAUUUUUACCAGAAUGGGUGCGGCAGACAACAUUUACAAAGGACGAAGUACUUUUAUGGAAGAACUGACAGAUACUGCUGAGAUCAUAAGAAAAGCAACUUCAAGAUCCCUAGUAAUUUUGGAUGAAUUGGGAAGAGGAACCAGCACACACGAUGGAAUUGCUAUUGCUUAUGCUACACUUGAACAUUUUAUUAAGGAUGUGAAGUCACUGACACUGUUUGUCACUCACUAUCCCUCAGUUUGUGAGCUAGAGAAGAUGUAUCCAGAAAAAGUUGGUAAUUACCACAUGGCUUUCUUGGUCAAUGAGGAGGAAAGUGCUCAACAAAAAGGAUAUGGAGAUGAAGAGAAACCUGAAUUUAUCACUUUUCUUUAUCAAAUAACUAAAGGAGUCUCUGCAAGGAGUUAUGGGCUAAAUGUUGCCAAACUGGCAGAUAUUCCUGAAGAAAUCUUGAAGAAGGCAGCUCACAAAUCAAAGGAGUUAGAGAGAACAGUGAAUAUGAAAAGAAAAAAACUGAAGUCCUUUGCUGAAGUAUGGAAGAUAAAUGGUUCUCAGGAACUACAAAAAUGGAAAAGUAUGUGUGAACCUGAAGAUGAAAGAAAGGACAGUUAUUAAUCCUGAAAUCAUGCUUAACAAAGGAAAAUAUUGGGGAUGCAAAAUAUAGAUCUGGAGACUAAUAGAUCCUAUCAGGGUGUAGUUCUAGGUGCAUAAGUUCACUUUUCUGCCUUUGGAAAGAUAAAGAGGUGCUGCAUUGUGAUAU
Merops nubicus (carmine bee-eater) is the source of this 1799-nucleotide messenger RNA. RefSeq names its product DNA mismatch repair protein Msh3-like. The record is from RefSeq and is a predicted model, not a curated record. The transcript has 12 exons. The annotation marks the transcript as partial. Gene Ontology annotation, cellular component: nucleus. Gene Ontology annotation, molecular function: ATP-dependent DNA damage sensor activity; ATP binding; mismatched DNA binding. NCBI's taxonomy places the organism in Eukaryota, Metazoa, Chordata, Aves, Coraciiformes, Meropidae. Gene Ontology annotation, biological process: mitotic recombination; mismatch repair; somatic recombination of immunoglobulin gene segments.